Aaosphaeria arxii CBS 175.79 is the source of this 1375-nucleotide messenger RNA. RefSeq lists its product as uncharacterized. Gene Ontology annotation, molecular function: protein-folding chaperone binding. Bases 98 to 1057 code for a protein of 319 amino acids. Lineage: Eukaryota; Fungi; Ascomycota; Dothideomycetes; Pleosporales. The transcript has a single exon. The record is from RefSeq and is a predicted model, not a curated record.
CGAAUUCGUCACAUUUUAACAACUUACAACUACUUCUCUGGUUAUAUCAGCCACUGAUCCAUACUUUCCCCACAUCACCAAGCUCCCUAUAACCAACAUGAUCUUCCAGUCCUUACGAGGCAAAUCCCCAGGCCUCAAACCAAGCUCCAAACGAUUCUCCUGCCCCUGCUGCGGCACACUAUCCUACUAUUCCGAUCUCAAAGAUCCACUCACAGAUGACCUCAACGACCGCGACGUACCCGAGCUCGACUAUUCCGACAAUGCCGACCCAGAUUCCGACGACGUCUCGGACGACUCAGACUUAGAAUACCUCGUCGACCCAAUCGCCGAGCGCCCGCUCCCCAGAAUCAAGAUCUACCCGCCCCCGUCGUCACACGGCAGAACUAGGACGCAUUCUCGUACGUCGUCCACUCAGAGUCAUGACAGCAUGUCGUUCAAGCCCACCACCGACGACGACGACGUCGUCGUGGGCAUCAAACACGACCUCAAGCCCGCACUGAGAUCCCGCAAAAGCCACAAGCACCACCACCAUCACCACAAGCACCAACCCAAUCACCACGACCACAACAAUCCCAAAACCAAAACCACCUCAACCUCCAACUACAAAUACACACACCACUCCCCCUCACCCCCCAAAAUGGCCCGCAACAACGAACCCCCCACCCCCCUCCCGCACUUCCGCAAAGGCACCGCCAUCUACAAAGACAGUCUCAGCGGCCGCAAACCCGCCACGGAGCGACGCUCCAAGUCCCCCGACUCCAUCGCAGACAUCGGGCCUCCCUCCGCGGAAGACCGCCUCAUGAGCCGCACUCUCGACGCGCUGUGGGAUCGGUUCGCGAGGGAGUAUGCUCCGCAAUGCAAGGACUUCGUGGGGCGUCGGCCUCGAGAUGUGGUGGGGAGGGCGCUAAAGGAGAGGACGAGGUUGACGGAGGAGUUGACGCAGAUUCUUUGCCUGGUUCCGACGGAUGCUAUUGCGGAUGCUGAGGUGAGGGACCGGCGGAAGCGGUUGAUCAAUUUGAUUCAGGGGUGGUUGGAUAUUGUGGCGGAGGUUAAGUGAUGAUGGUGAUGAGAGAUUGGGUUAUACGAACCCAAUUGAUUUGUUACGUUGAUGCAACUAAGUGUGGUUCUCUAACUAGCUGGACUGGUGUGAGAAAGAUGUUGUCGAAAGGUUAUCAAAAGUUGAUGUUGUUCCGUUAUUGGACUUUGUCAAAUUUCUUAUCACACACCAUUUCCUUAGCACAGCAACACUGCCACUCAGAUCUCUUUUAUUGUUUCCCGUUCUGUCAACUCAGUUAUAAUUCGAUUGAAUAGGGAAAGAAAUAUACACAGUCCCUCUACCUAGCAAUAAUGUAUAAUAACUUUAACAUAACAAAGC